GUUUUUAUGAAGCCACACAACAAGUUGUACCUAUAUUCUAUAUCACUGAUGUUCCAUUAUUGUGAAGCGUCUGACAUUUUACAGUUAUCACAUUUUCCACUAGAUGGCGAUGUAUAAACAUGAGACGUACCCUGGAUGUUGUUUUUACUCUGGGUGUUAAUCAAGUCCUCUUAUGUUUGCUGGUUUUGGAGAAGGUUCAUGUUGAAUAUAGGGUAUAAGUAAUGCAAAGCUACAUGUAUAUUGAUGCUCAGAAAGAAAUGUAGGUCAUCUAUUUUGUGUAGCUGAUUGAUAAAACAGGUAUUCAGCUUCAAAAGCAGUAAUUGAAGUACAGUUUUUAAUAAUAAAUAAUGGCACUGAGAUGCCUGUAGUACAUGCAUAUCCUUUAGGGUGCCGAGUUAGACAACCUUUGUUUUUAUCCUGUAUAUAAAGAGAGUAAAGGACCAGUCACAUCAAGGUACACAAAGCCUAGUGCAGUGUAAGCAGUUGGGUGAGCAGAGAGCCAGGGCUGUGGUGUUUGGAAAAUGCUAGUGGGGGCAGACAAUGCACUGGUCCGAGGCCUGACCAGCCCUCAGAGGGACAGGGGUCGCCUCACUGCGACAACAGCCCCCGUCUCCCUUCCUUCUUUUUCUUUUUUUGAGCUCCACAGCAUGGGCUCGGGGAGGACGCUGAAGUUCGCCCUGUGCGAGGUGCUGCAGUUUGCAGGCCUGUGCGUGCCACUCUUCAUCGUCAUGCAGAGGUUCGCCGUCAUCGUAGCGAAGGUCAAAACAUCCGCGCAGCCCCCCGGAGACGGCAGCACAGCCUACUGGUUGAUCGUGGCCUCCUCCAUUGCCUAUGUCACCUCCACCGCCCUGCUGGUCUGGGUACCCAUGAAGUAUAUGGUCUUCACGAAGAAGAAGUUUCUCAUUGGGAGGAAGAAGUGGAGGCCUGUGGCCCUCGUAUAUGUGAUCCUGUCCACAUUACCCUGCUUUGCCUUUCUCAUCGCCAGCUCUGAGGUUCAGAUAAAUAACAACAUGAAGUAUGAUACGUUCACGGAGCUCCCCGUGUCACUAGUCCUCUUCUCUCUCAUCUGUAUUGACGUUGUGGAGAGGAUACGCCACUGCAGACUGACAGGCCAGGGUAAUGACAUGGAGCGAGAUGCUGACAUCCCCUCCACUGUCCUCACACAUGUGGAACAGGUAACCCCAGUAUCACCUAUCAAUCCAGGUGGGCCGGGGCCAGCUGCGCCCGGGCAAUCUGUGCAAAAUCCUACGCAACCGGGAUCAAGCCAGCACAAUGACAGGAACCAGAACGGAGCCGGGGCUCGAUCGGAGACCAACGGGACAGUCCCGGGCAUACAAGGUAAUCCCGGAAGACCAUUCAGCAUCUCUGGAUUGAGCUCACGAUCAGCGAGCACCACAGCGUACCGCAUAUCUCAGUACGCCUACACGGGUCCAUUAAGAUUCCUCUGUGCCAGCGACGCACGAGCGGACGUGUUCGUGGACAGCUUUAUGUUCUGGAUGGAUACAGUGGAGAUGGUGAGGGUGGCAGGGCAUCCCCUUGUCUACUACUCGGGCUGGGUGUUCCCCAUCUACAUCUUCAGCUACCUGUCUUGCCUGCGCGUGGUGGUCAUGCCCCACAGCCCGCUGCUUUCCUCCCUAGGGGUGGUCGUGCAGGACUUUCCCUUCUUCUUUGUGCGCGUUGGCCUCAUUGCCUUCUUUGGCUUCGUCACACCCCUCCUCUAUCUGAUGAAGAACCUGCUGGUCUGCCUUGCUUUUGUCUAUUUCAACUUCAUGACCAGGCUGAGGGUCUUCAACACAGAGAGGAUGUUCUUUUGAGACUGGCUCUUUAAACAAAGACAUAUAGUAGGAACAGGCACAAUGAGGAGGUUGCAGCCAAAAGGGAGCUCUUAGGCAAUGUUUUCCCAUAAAGGACAUUACGUGUCAAAUGUUGUUAUGUAUCAUUUACCUUUUAUGUUCAAAUUGUACCCCUCCAAACCCCUCACCCUCACCAAGCAUGGCACUCUGGGAAUGUACCUGUAAUGUCAUCUGAGAGUUUAUAGCAGAUUUCUUUUUCUACCAUCAUAAAGUGCAGUGAAUGUGUAAAAGCAUUAAUCCAUGUUUUUUAUAUUGGGUUUUUCUUUGCUAAAUUAUAUCCACAAAAGAAAAACAAAGUGUGAGUUUGUAUCAUUGAUACAUAUAUUUUGCUAAGAUUAAUAGCAGAUUAAUAAAGAAAAUCAUUCAAAGA
This is a messenger RNA of Cottoperca gobio, 2223 nucleotides long. RefSeq names its product transmembrane protein 236. NCBI's taxonomy places the organism in Eukaryota, Metazoa, Chordata, Actinopteri, Perciformes, Bovichtidae. The record is from RefSeq and is a predicted model, not a curated record.